Messenger RNA from Teleopsis dalmanni, 1280 nucleotides. RefSeq names its product phosphoinositide 3-kinase regulatory subunit 4-like. NCBI's taxonomy places the organism in Eukaryota, Metazoa, Arthropoda, Insecta, Diptera, Diopsidae. The annotation marks the transcript as partial. Gene Ontology annotation, biological process: protein phosphorylation; protein targeting to vacuole; autophagy of peroxisome. The record is from RefSeq and is a predicted model, not a curated record. Gene Ontology annotation, molecular function: protein serine/threonine kinase activity; ATP binding. The transcript has 5 exons. Gene Ontology annotation, cellular component: phosphatidylinositol 3-kinase complex, class III, type II; late endosome; nucleus-vacuole junction.
AUCAGCUGGAGUCAAGUUUACGAAUCGUUCUUAAGAAAAAGUAAAUAAAAACAAUUUAUAGUUUAUGUGUAAUAAAAAUAGUAUUAAAGAAUAAAUAAGAUUAAAACAUAAUAAAUAAAAUCAAAAUGGGUAAUCAGUUGGUUGGAAUAGCACCAUCACAAAUAUACCCUGUGGAGCACUACUUUUCGGGUACAUUUGGUACAGAAAUUGUUUUUGAUUCAAAUAUGGGUAGCACACGUUUUUUCAAAGUAGCCAAAGCAAAAACAGAAGAAGGAUUGAUUGUUGUAAAAGUAUUUGUGAAACAUGAUCCAACAUUACCUUUAGAAGAUUAUAAAGAGAGAGUGGAAUAUAUUAAAAAAACACUUGCUAAUGCAGUAAAUUGUUUGCCAUUUCAGAGAGUUGAGCUCACUGACAAGGCUGCAUAUAUAAUGAGAGAAUUUGUGAAACAUAGUUUAUAUGACCGCGUCUCCACACGCCCGUUUCUAACUGUUUUGGAAAAGAAAUGGAUUACAUUCCAAAUUUUAUGUGCUUUAAACCAAUGUCAUAAACAGAAAAUAUGUCAUGGUGAUAUUAAGCUAGAAAAUAUAUUGAUAACAUCAUGGAAUUGGAUUUUAUUAUCCGAUUUUGCCUCAUUUAAGCCAACGUACUUACCGGAAGAUAAUCCAGCUGAUUACACAUACUUUUUUGAUACAAGCCGUAGACGUACUUGUUACAUUGCUCCAGAACGUUUCGUUAAAACGUUGUCAUCAGAAGAUCCAGAAGGAAAUGUUUCUAUGUUUCCUACUGACUCAAUAUUACGUUUAGGACCCUAUUCUGGAACAACUGUUCUACCAGCUAUGGAUAUAUUCUCUGCUGGUUGUGCAUUGUUAGAAUUAUGGACUGAAGGUACCGCCCCCUUUGAAUUAUCUCAACUGUUAGCAUAUCGACGUGGUGAACGCGAUUUAGUUGAAAAACAUUUACAAGGCAUCGAUAAUGAAAAUUUGCGAAAUUUAUUAGCGUCAAUGAUUAAUUUAAAUUCAAUAAAUCGAAAAAGUGCCGAAGAUUAUUUGGCUGACGAACGUGGUCGUCUUUUUCCGGAAUAUUUCUAUUCGUUUUUACAAUCAUAUUUGCAAAUAUUUUCCUCUACGCCUAUUAUGUCUGCAGAUGAUAAAAUCUUAACACUACAUACCGAUAUGAACCACUGUAUUAAGGUUUUGACAAAUGCACAAAAUGUGACGCCUGAUGAAGAAACAAUUGAUGGAUUUAAACAACUUGCCAUAACUGAAAAGAAAGAUGAUUUA